This is a messenger RNA of Aspergillus versicolor CBS 583.65, 1803 nucleotides long. RefSeq names its product putative MFS transporter. Lineage: Eukaryota; Fungi; Ascomycota; Eurotiomycetes; Eurotiales; Aspergillaceae. Gene Ontology annotation, cellular component: fungal-type vacuole membrane. The transcript is spliced from 3 exons. Bases 161 to 1591 code for a protein of 476 amino acids. Gene Ontology annotation, biological process: transmembrane transport. The record is from RefSeq and is a predicted model, not a curated record. Gene Ontology annotation, molecular function: transmembrane transporter activity.
CGAGAAUACCCGAGGCUUGGCACGGUGUGAACUCCGAGUAGACCUUGGCAUUGGCUCAUAUUGUGGCUCUCACUCGCAAUGCUGCAACUUUCUCAUGACAACUCUCAAUCAGUGCGCUGUGUGCACUUUCUACUAGCUGUAUAUAACAUUCUGCGUCAAUAUGACUCGUCAAUCCCCAUCGCUCUUCUACAAGGUCCUUGAGGAAAUCGGCCUCUUCUCUCUAUGGCAAGCACCCCGGGAUGCAAAGCUACUCAUCGCCCAGCGUUUCGUUCGACUAUUUGCGUAUGGUGGCUCGACUUUGAUUUUGGCUUCAUAUCUAUCUGCUCUGGAGAUUUCUGAUGACCGCAUUGGCCUGUUCAUGACCUUGACUCUCGUCGGGGACGUGGCUAUCAGCUUCCUCUUGACCCUCUUUGCUGACGCAUUGGGCCGCAGAGCUGUUCUGACUCUCGGUUCGGCCUUGAUGGUUGGCAGUGGGAUUAUUUUUGCACUUUUUGGGAAUUACUGGCUCCUCCUUGCGGCUGCUGUUUUUGGUGUUAUUAGUCCAAGUGGCAAUGAGGUUGGUCCUUUCAAAGCAGUUGAGGAGUCCACUCUCGCCCAUCUCACUCCAAAUGAGCUACUACGCGAUAUUCUGCUAUGGUACUCUCUCAUUGGAACGGCAGGAACAGCUCUCGGGGUAAUGAUAUGCGGUUGGGCUAUAAACCUGCUGCAGGCCGAGAGAGGCUGGGCCUAUAUCCCAGCCUGUCGCACGGUAUUUCUCGUGUAUUCCGCCAUCGGGGCUAUCAAGUUCAUUCUUUCUGUGGCAUUGAGUCGCAAAGUGGAGGCGGAGGCCAAGGAGUCGAAACCGAAGCAGCAGCAACCCAACGAGGCUAACGAAACCCAACCUCUCCUUGAGGGGAGAACGACGGAAUCCGAACAACAGACUCAACAACAGCCCGAAAGGAAAUGGUUCCUCUCUUUUCUCGGCGACGGAGAUCUCGUCUCCUUGGUGAUUCGCCUUUUCAUCCUCUUCGGUCUCGACUCGUUCGCUUCAGGUCUUGCUUCUCUAUCAUGGAUGACGUAUUUCUUCAAGCGGAAGUUCUCGCUACCUGAGGGCAAACUUGGCUCCAUCUUCUUCACAACAAGCAUCAUCGCCGCCGGCUCAAUGCUAAUCGCCUCUUCUAUCGCAAAGCGCAUUGGUAACGUUCGAACAAUGGUGUUCACGCACCUCCCAUCAGCAAUCUUUCUAGCAUUGAUUCCCAUCCCCUCGCUCCUCCCGCUCGCAUUAACUUUCCUCAUCCUCCGCGCCUGCUCCCAGAACAUGGACGUUGCGCCGCGUUCUGCAUUCUUGGCUGCAGCACUUCCGAGUGAUAAGCGCACGGCGAUCAUGGGAUCUAUUAAUGUUGUGAAAACCUCGGCGCAGAGUAUGGGGCCGUUAAUUACGGGUGUUCUUGCUGACAGGGGGUGCUUUGGCGCGAGUUUCACCCUUGCAGGAAUUUUGAAGUGCGUUUACGAUAUUGGGAUUUUGAUUAGUUUUGUGGGAUUGGAGAAAGGGAGGGAAAGGGAGAGGGAACGGGAGAGAGUUAGUCAAGGAGGGAGUGAGGAGCAAGUCUGAUUGCUUUAUAGGCCCAGGCAAUACCAUCGGUGCUAUAUAUAUAUACAUAUAUAGCAUGGCGACAACGGGGUUAUCGUCCCAUUUACUCACAUCCCUGUGUCCCCCGUGCUUCAAAAAGGAAAUGUUUCUAUUGAACAUCAAAGUAAAUGUAUUUACUCUAUAUAACAGGGUAUAACUAAAAUCCAUUCCAUGAGGAUCUACUCCAUAAUCUC